AUGGCUGCAGCGAGCCCCAUGGAAAGUCUCCAGGAGGCAGCGACAUGUCCCGUCUGUCUGGAGUAUUUCACACACCCUGUCACUCUGGAGUGUGGGCACAAUCUCUGCCGAGCCUGCAUCACCCAGUGCUGGGAGGAAACCACUACAGCCGCCUCCUGCCCUCAGUGCAGAGAAACUGUGCAACAGAGAAACCUCAGGCCCAACAGGCAGCUGGCAAAUGUCGUAGAAAUCGCCAAGUGGCUGGGUUUUCAAGCAGCGAAAGGAGCAGGAGGGGGCGGGGUGUGUGGGGAACACCAGCAGGCUCUGAAACUGUUCUGUGAAGAGGAUCAAACCCCCAUCUGUGUGAUCUGCAGAGAGUCCCGGCCCCACUGUACUCACACGGUGGUUCCCGUACAGGAAGCCGCCCAGGAGUACAAGAAACAAACACAAACUGAGAGGCAAAAUAUUGUGUCUCAAGUUCAGCAACUGUGGCAGUUCCUAGAGAAACAAGAGCGACUCCUGCUGGCCCAGAUGGAAAAGCUGGACAAGGCUAUUGUGACGAUACUAGGGCUGUCAAGCGAUUAAAAAAAUUAAACAAUAAUAGAAUACCAUUUAUUUAAAUAUUUUUGAAUGUUUUCUACAUGUUCUACAAUUUCAAAGUUUAGAGUCCAAUCAGUCCUACUUCUACAGUGCUCUUUCUCAUGAAAGUGCAACUUACAAAUGUAGAUUUUUUUUGUUACAUAUGUUAUGCAAGAGUUAAAAAUUUAGUUAGCAGCUGAGGCAGAAACCCACAUAACCAACAAGCAGGCAUAUCAGAGGCCCAAGGACAAUGGCAGCUGUAAACACUUGAUAACUUAAAUGGUCAGAUGUCCGCCCAGUAACUCAACCUCUCAGCAAGGAAGAACAGUACAAACCCUCCACAGCUCUCCAGAUAUCUGUGAACACUCACCCCUACCCCGACCCCACCUCUUCGCCUUAAGGGUAGUCAUAGAUAAUUGAUGUAAUCAGGAUGGUUUCUAUGUGUAUGUUCUGCUCCUGUCAUUAUCAUGUUAGGUAUUCUCUCUCUCUCUGAAACAAUGUUUGUCUCUGUAAGUACAAAAUAAAUGCAAAUGAAUUAAUAAGAAAAAGUAUAGAACUGGUCACUGUAACACCAUACUUUUCAAGCUGUCUAUCAGUCUUUCCGAUGUCAUGAAUAAACCUCUUCAGUAUUGUCUAUGCUGCCUGAUUCUUGGGGAAAGACUCUCCUUGCUUCACACAUAACUGCACUCAAAAACAAAGCAGUGUAAAACUUUAGAGCCUAUAAGUCCAAUCAAUACUACUUCUUGUUCAGCCAGUUGCU
Messenger RNA from Dermochelys coriacea (leatherback sea turtle), 1318 nucleotides. RefSeq names its product zinc finger protein RFP-like. Gene Ontology annotation, molecular function: zinc ion binding. Bases 1 to 564 code for a protein of 187 amino acids. Lineage: Eukaryota; Metazoa; Chordata; Testudines; Dermochelyidae. The transcript has 2 exons. The record is from RefSeq and is a predicted model, not a curated record.